AUGCAGAGGGAACUAAACCUGGUACCUCAAUAUUAUGGAGUCGGUCCUUGGGUUUACCCAGCAGGACUUUUGCCUCAGGCUCCACCACAAGCUGCAGCUCCACCGCCACCCAGAAGACCAUUGACACCUUCUUCAGCGGCAGCCGCCGCUGCUGCCGCUCAAGACAGUGCUAAUAAUCUUGCACAGACGGUUCAAGGACAGUAUCAAGUAAUACCUACAUACUAUGAUCAAAAUGGGUCCUUAGUAAUGGCGGGUGUACGAGGUCUUGGAUCAGCAGCAACACCCAUGAGAUUAGUCAGUCCAGCGCCUGUUCUUGUUAACAGAGCUCCUUCACAACCGCCAGGUCCACCGGCACCACCUCCACCGAGUCUAUAUUCACAGCCUACCUCAACAUCUCAUAAUAAUGCUACACCCGGCGAAUGCUUAGGUCUUGCGGCAGGAAGUGCGGCAGUGAUAGCUCAAGCUCAAGCGGUAGCUGUACAGCAAGCACAACAACAGGGUACAGGACUUGCUGCUGGCUUGGCAGCUUUGGGUUACGGUGGCUCGCCACUUGGUGCCCUUGGCUCGCCGGCUCAACUACAGAGCACAGGUUUAGGUCUUGGAGCGUCAUCAACGGGUAGACGAGAUUCAUUUGAUCGAAAUACAUCAGCAUUUAGUCCAAGCUUGGAAUAUAGCCGUGGAAAAUGGCCACAAAGUUAUGGUGCCUUAGGGACUGUAACUGCUUCUCCCAGUCCUUUAGGGCUCUCUUUGACGCCACCACCGACAAUUGGAGGAUCAUUAGGUGGUCUAGUCGGCGGAGCUAACCGCGUGUCAGCAGCACCUGGCGCCGAAGCUAAAUUCCGCACAAGUGCAGUACCCACUUUAACAGCAAACGGUGUAUUUGGAUCAAGUAGUUCUCUCUUUCCAAACUUAGUUGGAAAACCUGGACGUAGUGCAGCGUCAGGAGUGGGAGACAAAGGCGCGGGUGGUCGUUCACGAUUAUUAGAAGAUUUUAGAAAUAAUCGUUUUCCAAGUCUCCAAUUACGAGAUCUCGCCAACCAUAUCGUUGAAUUCAGCCAGGAUCAACACGGCUCGCGUUUCAUUCAACAGAAACUUGAACGUGCAUCAGCAGCAGAAAAACAACUCGUAUUCCAAGAAAUUCUUGCGUCUGCAUAUUCACUUAUGACUGAUGUGUUUGGAAAUUAUGUGAUUCAGAAAUUUUUCGAGUUUGGCACACCUGAACAAAAAUCGACACUCGCUCAAAAGGUUCGAGGUCAUGUAUUGCCACUGGCACUUCAGAUGUACGGAUGCCGAGUAAUUCAGAAAGCACUCGAGUCCAUUGGACCUGAACAACAACAGGAAAUUGUACGCGAAUUAGAUGGUCACGUGUUGAAAUGCGUGAAAGAUCAGAACGGAAAUCAUGUCGUUCAAAAAUGCAUUGAGUGUGUUGAACCGCGAGCGCUUCAGUUUGUUAUUGGUGCAUUUGCCGGUCAGGUGUACUCUCUGAGUACACAUCCGUAUGGUUGUCGAGUGAUUCAGCGUAUUUUGGAGCAUUGUACACCCGAACAAACUCAAGGGAUUCUUCAAGAAUUACACUCAGCAACAGAUCAAUUGAUUCAAGAUCAAUAUGGAAAUUAUGUUAUUCAACAUGUACUUGAGCACGGUAAAAUUGAAGAUAAAGCACAGCUUAUUAGUAGUGUCAGAGGAAAAGUUUUAGCUCUAUCCCAGCAUAAAUUUGCAAGUAACGUCGUAGAAAAAUGUGUUACACAUGCUACACGACAAGAACGCGCUGUUCUUAUCGAGGAAGUCUGCGGUUUCAAUGAUAACGCUCUAAAUGUCAUGAUGAAAGAUCAAUAUGCGAAUUAUGUCGUACAGAAGAUGAUUGAUGUUGCUGAACCAGCACAACGCAAAGUAUUGAUGCAUAAAAUACGGCCACAUUUAAGCAGCCUCCGUAAAUAUACUUACGGAAAACAUAUAAUUGUUAAGCUCGAGAAGUUUUUCAUGAAAACAGCGUCAGCGAUUGGUGUCUCAUCUCCAGCAGGCACAACAAAUAAUACGAGUGAUCUUGGGCCAAUCGGACCACCGACAUCUGCUGCAGGUUCUGUACCGACACAAACUCAGCAAUCAACCCAGGUUUUGUAA
Cotesia congregata is the source of this 2121-nucleotide messenger RNA. The record is from the annotation of a GenBank genome assembly. Lineage: Eukaryota; Metazoa; Arthropoda; Insecta; Hymenoptera; Braconidae.